Lodderomyces theae is the source of this 1656-nucleotide messenger RNA. It is a transcript of the gene CDC55, whose product is annotated as protein phosphatase 2A regulatory subunit. The transcript has a single exon. Gene Ontology annotation, cellular component: protein phosphatase type 2A complex; cytosol. The coding region runs from base 1 to 1656 and encodes 551 amino acids. Gene Ontology annotation, molecular function: protein binding; protein phosphatase regulator activity. The record is from RefSeq and is a predicted model, not a curated record. NCBI's taxonomy places the organism in Eukaryota, Fungi, Ascomycota, Pichiomycetes, Serinales, Debaryomycetaceae. Gene Ontology annotation, biological process: peptidyl-serine dephosphorylation.
AUGACUCAAGACGAGACAUGGAAAUUCUCUCAAUGUUUUGGUGACAAGGGAGAUAUCGAAAACAUAACUGAAGCGGACAUUAUAUCUACUGUUGAGUUUGAUAGCACAGGAGAUUUUCUAGCAACUGGUGAUAAGGGCGGGAGAGUAGUACUAUUUGAACGGAGUCACAACAAAAAGAAACAAGGCUGUGAAUACAAGUUUUUCACCGAGUUUCAGAGUCACGAUGCUGAAUUUGAUUAUUUGAAAUCGUUGGAAAUUGAAGAAACGAUAAAUAAAGUCAAGUGGUUGAAAAGUGGCACUGAUGCAUUGUAUCUUUUAUCUACAAAUGACAAGACUAUCAAGUUGUGGAAGAUCCAAGAACGGCAAAUCAAAUUAGUAUCUGCGAACAAUCUCAAUGGACUGGACCAUUUCCCUGUGGAAGGUAGUGGUGGUGGACUUGGUGGCGGUCUUGGUGGCGGUCUUGGCAUAUCAUCAUUGAAAUUGCCACAAUUGGAAUUGCACGAUAAAUUGAUCUCGGUUCAGCCAAAGAAGAUUUACUCGAACGCUCAUGCCUAUCACAUAAACUCCAUCUCAGUCAAUUCUGAUCAAGAAACUUUUAUAAGCGCUGAUGAUUUGAGAAUAAAUUUGUGGAAUUUGGGUAUAGCUGAUCAGUCGUUCAACAUUGUUGAUAUCAAACCAACAAAUAUGGAAGAGUUGACUGAAGUCAUCACCAGUGCCAAGUUUCACCCCACACAAUGUAAUCUAUUUAUGUACAGUUCAUCAAAGGGGACGAUUAAAUUGUCAGAUAUGAGAUCUAGCUCAUUAUGUGACACACACGCCAAGAUUUUUGAGGAGUAUUCUGAUCCAUCGUCACAUAAUUUCUUCACUGAGAUUACCAGUUCCAUUUCCGAUGUUGAAUUUAGUGCCAAUGGGCGGUACAUUGCAUCGAGAGAUUACAUGACGGUGAAAAUCUGGGAUUUGGCAAUGGAGAAUAAACCAGUCAAGACAAUUAAUGUUCAUGAACAUUUGCGAGAACGGUUGUGUGACACAUAUGAGAACGAUUCCGUGUUUGAUAAGUUUGAAGUACAAUUCAGUGGUGACAGUAGAUCAGUUAUGACAGGCUCAUACAAUAACAAAUUUAUGAUUUACCCCAACGUUACUUCGGGCGAAGAUGCCAAAACCUUCAAGAGCACGUCGUCGUCGUCAAAGUCGUUAAAGUCGAAGAAGAGGAGCAAGAACAGAAAAGGAUGGCGAGGUGGUGAUGGCACAAAUGGCGGUGAUAAUGUUGACGAAGAUAAUGACAAUAACAAUGACGACGACGACGAAGAAGAAGAAGAUGAUGACGAUGAUGACGAUGUUGACGAAGAUGACGAAGAUGACGAAUUUGACCAGAUGGACUCUCCGCCGAAUAAUAAGAACUCGCCAGUUUCGCAAUUGGAGGAUGAAGAGGACCAAGAUGAGAUUAUAUUACAAGCUGAUAAGUCUGCCUUCAAGUCAAAGAAGACAGGUAAUCAUUCCUCCAGAAGGAGGAUGAUGAGCGGAGGAGUCUCCAAUCUUGGACGCGAUUACGAUGACAUUGAUUUCAAAAAGAAUAUUUUGCAUUUAUCGUGGCAUCCAAGGGAGAAUUCAGUGGCUAUUGCAGCAACCAACAAUUUAUACAUUUUUUCAACUCUAUAG